GAAGAAAUGAAUUUUGAUGAAAUCCUCAUUGACAUUGGAGGCUUUGGGAAGUUUCAGAAGAUCUUGUAUGUGUGGAUCUGUGCACCUCAGAUCUUCCUGGCAUUCCACAUGCUAGUGUCUGUGUUCACCGGAGCCGUUCCUCCCCAUUUGUGCCGCUCUAUGGCUCCCUUAAAGGGUCUUCCAGACUUCAAGAACUUCAGCCAUUUGACAGGCCUUGAUGGCCAUCCUGAUCUGUCCUGCAGUGCCUUUUUGAACCACAGCAGUGCUGCAGCUCCUGAAGAUGGACACCCUGCUGUGAGUUGUCAGGAGGGCUGGGAAUAUGGCAAAGAGACAUUCCAAAGCACCAUAGUAUCUGAGUGGGACCUGGUGUGUUCAAAUGCCAGCCUGAAUAAUUUAGGCUCCUCCAUCUACAUGUUUGGUCUCCUUGUUGGAGCUCUUGUAUUUGGACACUUAGCUGAUAAAUAUGGCCGCAGGAUCAUCAUCCUCAUCAGUCUGGCUCUCCAAGUUACCUUUGGUGUUGCUGCUGCUUUUGCCUCUAAUUUUUACAUCUACACUGCCCUUCGUUUUAUGGUCGGAACAUCCAUCUCUGGUGUUAUCAUGAACGCCUUUGUCCUAGGCACAGAAUGGACGGGUCCAAAACAUCGUAUGUUAGCUGGUAUCAUCACAGACUACUUCUUCGGUUUUGGUUACAUCUUACUGGCUGGAGUAGCAUACCUCAUCAGAGACUGGCGUAAGCUGCAGCUGGCCAUAUCAGCACCCAGCUUUCUCUUCAUUGUCUACAUUUGGGUUUUGCCUAAAUCAGCUCGCUGGUUGAUGGCCAGUAACCAAAAUCAGGAGGCAUGGGACCUGAUACUGAGGGCAGCACAGAUUAACGGGAAAGCUAUCAAUGAAGACCUAAAGAUGUGUCAGAUUAAUCAAACUGAAGAGAAAACCAUUUUGAAGAGGAAGCACUCAUUCUUUGAUCUGUUUCGAACCCCAACAAUGAGGAAGCAGUCCCUGAUUGUCUUCUAUCUAUGGUUUGUCAACAUUCUGGUGUACUACAGCCUGUCUCUCAACAUUUCUGACUUUGGGAUGAACAUCUACCUGACCCAAAUGAUUUUUGGUUUGGUGGAGAUGCCUGCACGCACCAUCACCCUUUUCACCCUCAACCGCUCCCGCAAGAUUUCUCAGCUGGCAUUUUUAACAGUUGGAGGAUCUGCCUGCCUGCUGACGACCUUCAUCCCAAGCAACUUCUCUGUAGUCAGAACAGUCCUGGCUAUGAUUGGAAAGUUUGGAAUCACAGCUUCUUUGUCCAUCAUUUAUAUCUACUCAGCCGAAAUCUUCCCCACUGUCAUCCGACAAAAUGGGAUUGGGAUCGGAUCCAUGUGUGCACGGAUUGGGGGUGUCUUGGCCCCCAUGAUGUAUCUUCUGAGGACCAUCAGUCCUCAUGCUCCCAUGGUUGUAUCCGGUCUCUGUCCACUGCUGGGCUCUGCUCUCACCCUCCUGCUGCCUGAGACGGCCAACAAGCCCCUGCUCGACACAAUUGACGAUGUUGAGGGAGCCAUCCUAAGGUUGAGCUCCACCUUCUGCGAAGGGCGGCGUCUAGGGCCCUAUAAAUUAAUGAUGACACGAGACAUCAGGGCUCUUCUUCUGGGUCUGUGA
This is a messenger RNA of Nematolebias whitei (Rio pearlfish), 1641 nucleotides long. RefSeq lists its product as uncharacterized. Gene Ontology annotation, biological process: transmembrane transport. The transcript is spliced from 10 exons. Gene Ontology annotation, molecular function: transmembrane transporter activity. The coding region runs from base 7 to 1641 and encodes 544 amino acids. Lineage: Eukaryota; Metazoa; Chordata; Actinopteri; Cyprinodontiformes; Rivulidae. The record is from RefSeq and is a predicted model, not a curated record. Gene Ontology annotation, cellular component: membrane.